Molecule: messenger RNA, 3753 nt
Organism: Labeo rohita (rohu)
Lineage: Eukaryota; Metazoa; Chordata; Actinopteri; Cypriniformes; Cyprinidae
Product: gastrula zinc finger protein XlCGF57.1-like
Exons: 2
Coding region: 155-1576 (473 amino acids)
Biological process (GO): regulation of transcription by RNA polymerase II
Molecular function (GO): DNA-binding transcription factor activity; RNA polymerase II cis-regulatory region sequence-specific DNA binding
Source: RefSeq, a predicted model, not a curated record
UACACCCUGUGUAGGCUUGUUAUGUCUAUAAACAGUAUGACUUUAACAUGAAUAGUUAUGUCACUAUUCAUUCAUUCUCAUUAAACAUGACACUGUUUCCAAACACAGAAGAAUUCCUGGGGAAGUGACUAAGAUCCACGCGCCUAUUGUAAAGAUGGCGUUUAUUAAAGAGGAAAGUGAAGACAUGAAGAUUGAAGUGUUUACUGUGAAACAAGAAGAUACUGAGGAACAAACAGACCUGAUUUCACCUAAAGAAGAGAGUGAAGAAUUGAAUGAAAUGGAAGAGGAAGACCAGAAAAAACAUAAUUUCUUGAGUGGAGAAAAAUCUACACAGACUGAUAAGAUUUCCUCACUAAAAAAGUUUAAGAUGACCAAAUCUGAACAUUCUUUUAUCUGCCCACAAUGUGGAAAACGUUUCACUCAAAAAGCAAACCUUAAAGUCCACAUUAGAAGUCACACUGGAGAGAAGCCUUUCACCUGCAAACUGUGUGGAAGAAGUUUCUCACGAAAAGAAAGUCUUAAGAUUCACAUGACAAUUCACACUGGAGAGAAACCGUUUUUAUGUGGUCAGUGUGGAAAGAGUUUCAGAUGUAAAGAAAUCCUUAAUUCCCACAUGAGGGUCCACUCAGAAGAGGCCCACUUUAAAUGUCAUCAGUGUGGAAGGAGAUUCCGGUUCAAAAAAAACCUUAAUACUCACAUGAGAGUUCACUCUGGAGAGAAGCCUUACUCAUGCCAUCACUGUGGAAAGCGUUUUGUUCAUAAAGUAAGCCACAAGAAUCACAUGAAGAUUCACACUGAAGAGAAGCCAUUCGUGUGUGCUCAGUGUGGAGCAAGUUUCAAGUAUAAAGCAACCCUUAAUGCCCACAUGAGAGAUCACACUGGAGAGAAUCCAUUCACCUGCAAACUGUGUGGGAAGAGCUUCUCGCAUAAAGGAAAUCUUAAGACUCACAUGAGAAUUCACACCGGAGAGCAGCCGUUCACGUGCGAACAGUGCGGCAAGAGUUUCAGACGUAAAGAAACCCUCGAUUCCCACAUGAGAGUUCACACUGGAGAGAGUCCUUACACCUGCAAAGUGUGCGGGAAUGGCUUCUCUCGAAAGGGUAAUCUUAAUACUCACAUGAAAAUUCACACCGGCGAGAAGCCGUUCAUCUGUGAUCAGUGUGGAAAGACAUUUGGACGUAAAGAAACGCUUAAUUACCACAUGAGGAUUCAUUUAAGAGAGAACAGUUUAACGUGUCACGAGUGUGGAAAGACUUUCACGGACAGUAAUCACCUUAAAAAGCAUGUAGUAAUUCACAUCGGGGACAAGCCUUUCAUGUGCCAUUUUUGUGGAAAGACUUGUAAAAGUAAAUCAAACCUUGAGAAUCACAUAAAAGUUCACACUGGAGAAAAGCCGUUCACCUGCCAAGAGUGUGGAAAAGGUUUCACAGUUAAAGGAAACCUUCAAAUUCAUAUGAGAGUUCACACUGGAGAGAAGCCUUACAAGUGUCUUCAGUGUGGAAAGAGUUUUACUUAUCCGAAAGACCUGAAACGUCAUAUGCAAAUCAAAUGUGAAAAUAAUACUGCAGUAUUCUGAGUGUAAUAAGCGGUUUACAAAGUGGAACUUUCUUCAGAAAUCACCUGCACAUUCCCCCCAGAGGAUUUAAUUAGGAUUAGUGUAAAAAAAAAUAAUCACACUUACAGAUACACCUAUGUUAACCUGGCACUUUAUUUUUGUUCUUUGUGCAAAAAGGGUUUUAAGGGGAACCCUGGGCAUUAAGACUUAUAUGGCUUAAUAAAACUUAAAAGAUGUCUCUUACUGAAGCAUAGUAGAAAACCCAUGAAACAUUAACGUUAUUUAAAAAAUCCACAUCGUUUAUACAUAUUUUGGACUAUGGGGAGAGCAAAUAUGACGUGAAAUGGUUGUACUCAGUGAGUUACUGACACUACCUGUUGCUAAUUUUACUGCAACACGAUUCGAAAUACACAAUUGAAAAUAAAAUAGUGAUGCAAUGACCACAGCUACUGAAUGUGCUUACUGGUGGCGAUGGACCUAAGUGCAGGUUUAAGCCAAAUGUUGUACUAUCAAUUUUCCCCAUAAGGAGUCUAAGGGUGCUUUCACACCUGUAGACAGGGAUUAAAAUUAUUACAGUGUUGCUUUUUAUUGUUGGUGUGGUUUGUUUUAUGGACCAAAUGUGUUAAUACAAGUUAUGCACGAGUAAACUGUCUUCUCAUUGGUCAAAGUUCUACAGUUUAUUUUCUGGGAUUCUGCUCAGCUGUCAUCUGUCAGGAUGGAACAACAACAGCUUUGCGGGCUUAUUGUUGCAUUUUUUGUAGCUGUCGUUAUAUUAAUUUAUAACUUUCCAGAGUCCAGGAAAUUUAUAAGAGUCCAGGAUAUGUUGGAAAAACUACAAAGAGAGCAAUAAGACGGCAUUCUAAAAUGAAAAUGCGCGCUUUGAUUUUGAAUGGCGAAGACGUGCCCACACAUACAGGUUCAUUUUAAGCGGUAUUAGCAAAACAACAAAGCUACUGCUGUUCACAGAACUGUAAUUACCCAUUAUACAUUGUGAUAUAGUCUGGUACAACCGAAUCGCUCCAGAGUUUGUUUUCAAUCAAGCCGAGGCCAGCUCGAUCAGGCGAUCUCGGACUGAUUGUUUUGGCGCGGAUCCCAGCAUGAUUGCUAUGUUCACAUAUGCCCAAAUGAACCAAGCUAAGGGGGGAAACAAGCCAGGUUCUGAAACAAAGUGCCAGGUGUGAAAGCGCCCUAAGUGUCCCCACACUGUAAAAAAUAAAAAACACAAUUUGCUGAGUCAGCUUAAAAUCAUUUGUUACCCUGCUGCCUUAAAAUUUUAAGUUCAGUCAACUAAAAAAAGUUUAAUCAACUUGAAAUGUUAAGUUGUACUAAGUAACAACUUAGAUAUUUGUGUUUGCUAAACUUAACAGAUGGGUAAGUAACCCAGCUGCCUUAAAAUUUUAAGUUGAUUCAACUCAAAUAUCUAAGUUGUCACUUAGUAUAAUUUAACAUUUCAAGUUGAAUAAACUUUUUUUUUUGAGUUGACCGAACUUAAAAUUUUAGGCAGCCAGGUUACAAAUUAUUUUAAGUUGACUCAACAAAUUGUUUUUUACAGUGCAGAUAUCGAGUGAAAUCUGCGCUGAGAAACUCCUUUAGUGGCUGCAAUGCCAUGACAAGCGUCGGCAUGUUUAAAUCCUGCUAGGAUGGCAUCUCGCAUUUUUUGUGUCUGCCAUUUAUAAGCUCUUUCAGUAGCUGUGCUCUACUAAAAGCCUCAAAGGCAUCAGGGCUAAAGUGGAGAGAAGAAAGACAAGUUUUUAAGGAAGUUUUAUUCAUCCCCAUCUUCCCAUUCUUUUCUCCUCUUCUUAUCGCUAAGAAAAGCACUUACAUCUACAUGUUUCAGUAGGAGACAUCAUUUACGUUAUAUUAAGCCAUACAUGUCGUAAUACCAGGGGUUCCCUUUAAAUUGUUCAUCAAUUUAAAAUGUCACCAGAAAAUAUGUAUAUGUGCACAAUAAAUUUUCAUUGUAUAGAGCGUUUGUUUCCAACCACAUUGCUGGAGCACAUUUGCAUGUCUCCUUAAUCAAAUACUUGCUUCAACUUAUCACAUGCAAAACAUGAAACAUGUCUUGUGUUGCGGGGGUCAAGGAAUGCAGUUUGGUUUAUUUUUGAUUCGGUUGAAUACCUCAAACAAAUAUAAGAUGAGUAACCAUCAAUCUUCUGUGAAAUUCCAUAAUGUAAAUGAACAAUUUUGAAUAAAAAAAG